Molecule: messenger RNA, 2571 nt
Organism: Phialemonium atrogriseum
Lineage: Eukaryota; Fungi; Ascomycota; Sordariomycetes; Cephalothecales; Cephalothecaceae
Product: putative long-chain-fatty-acid--CoA ligase
Exons: 3
Coding region: 263-2380 (705 amino acids)
Biological process (GO): long-chain fatty acid metabolic process
Cellular component (GO): membrane; endoplasmic reticulum
Molecular function (GO): long-chain fatty acid-CoA ligase activity
Source: RefSeq, a predicted model, not a curated record
GACCUGGGGAACUUGGCCGCGACGCUUCCAGCUCAAGUGUCACCAACCGGCUCUCGUCUAAUUAUAAUACCUUCCAAACUAAGAAGGUCUUUCUGAACCUCUUCGACUUCCUGCUACCGGGUGCUCUUGUUCUUUCUCAACCGUUGCACCUACCUCGCCCUUCCCCGUUCAGCGCUCGACUUGUAUCCCUUUUCCCCUCUCAAACCGCAGCUGUCUCUACUCCGAUUCUCCCAUUCUCCUCCCACGCCAUUUCAAAGAAGCCAUGUCCCCCACGUACGAUGCCGGGGCUUUGAUGAAGGCGAUUAAGCAGCCUCCACCCCCCGGCUCUCCGUAUGCAUUGCCAGUCCCUGGCACCGAGCGCGAAGGCCGCUCGCCCGUCUACCGCCACUGGCGCUUUCAAAACGGCCCGCUGCUCGAGACCUUCCACCCCAGCUUACAGACUUUCCACGACCUCUUUGAGAACUCUCUGGCGAAGCGGCGUAAUAAGCAGUGCCUGGGCUGGAGACCUUGGAACCCGGCAACGAAGACUUGGGAGGAACACUAUGUCUGGAUAACCUACGGGGAGGUGGGAGAGCGCAGAAAGAAUUUCGGGGCGGGCAUCGUCGAGGUGCACCAAAGGGCCGGAAUCACCCAGGACAAGUACGGUGUUGGUCUCUGGGCGCAGAACAGGCCCGAGUGGCAGAUUACUGAUCUCGCGCUCGUCUCACAGUCGCUCUGGUGCGUCUCCCUCUACGAGACACUAGGGCCAGAGGCUAGCGAGUAUAUCCUCAACCAUGGGUCGCUGGCCUGUGUUAUCUGCUCGUUGCCGCAUGUCCCCGCCUUGCUGAAGCUGGCUCCCCGGGUCCCUUCCCUCAAGAUUAUUAUCUCCCUGGACCCACUCGACGCCGGAGAACCCGAUGGCCAUUCUAAGCUUGCCCUGUUGAAUAAUGCUGCCGCCGAGCUUGGCAUUCAGAUCUACUCAAUGGAAGGAGUUGAAGCCAUUGGUGCCCAGUCCGGCCGGCCCAUGCGGCCGCCUCAUCGGGACGAUACCCUGACCAUCAACUACACCUCGGGCACCACCGGAGACCCAAAGGGCGUCGUGCUCACCCACGCCAAUGCGGUUUCCAGCGUUACGAGCGCUCUGUUCACUGACAUGGUGCGCCAGGACGAUAUUGGCAUAUCCUACCUGCCAUUGGCGCACAUCUACGGGCGGACCGGAGACCAGACUGCUUUGGCCGCAGGAGCCCGCCUCGGCUUCUUCCAUGGAGACAUCACGGCUUUGGUGGAGGACAUGAAGAUCCUGCGGCCCACCGGACUCCUGUCCGUGCCCAGAUUGUACAACCGCAUCAGUGCCGCGGUCCAGACCGCAACGAUCGAGGCGGAUGGUAUCAAGGGGGCUCUUUCUCGGCAUGUUGUCAACACCAAGAAGGCCUCCAUGAAACUGCCUCCGGGACAGGCCCACAACACUCAUUUCCUCUAUGACAAGAUAUGGACACCCAAGGUUCUGAAGGGGGUCGGCUUGGAGCGUGCCCGUACCAUGAUCAGCGGCAGUGCCCAGCUAGACCCCGACGUGCAGAAUUUCAUCCGAGCAGCCUUCGGCAACCAGUUCUCCCAGGGCUGGGGCAUGACUGAGACCUAUGCCACCGGAACUGUCCAGUUGCCCGGCGACUUCACAAUCGGGAACAUCGGACCGCCAUUGCCGUGCAUCGAGGUCUGCAUCGAGUCGGUCCCCGAGUACGAGUACACCGUGGACGACAAGCCGCACCCGCGUGGCGAGAUGCUCGUGAGGGGACCCGUCGUCUUCAAGGAGUACUUCAAGAACCCCGAGGAGACGGCCAAGUCGCUCGAGGCCGACGGCUGGUUCCAUACGGGCGACAUCGUCGAGGUCGACGACAUGGGCCGCUUCCGCAUCAUCGACCGCAAGAAGAACGUGCUGAAGCUCGCGCAGGGCGAGUACAUCUCGCCGGAGCGCAUCGAGAACGUCUACAUGGGCAGCUCGAGCCUCGUGGCCAUGGCCUACGUGCACGGCGAUCCCACGCAGUCGGCCCUCGUCGCCGUCAUUGGCGUCGACCCGGACAGCUUCGCGCCCUUCGCCAGCAGCGUGCUCAAGCGGCCCGUCGACGCCGCAGACAGGCAGGCCGUCAAGGCCGCCACCGACGACCCGCGCGUCCGGAGGGCCUUCCUCAAGCUGCUGGACGGCAUCGGCAAGAGCCAUAAGUUCAACAGCUACGAGCGUGUGCGCAACUGCUACCUGGACAUCGAGCCCUUCUCCAUGGAGAAUGAGCUCCUCACGCCGACGCUCAAGUUGAAGCGGCCGCAGACGGCAAAGGCUUUCAGGGCGCAGAUAGAUCGCAUGUAUGAGGAGAUCGCGGCGGAGGCCUCGGCCAAACCGAAGCUAUAGGCCGCCAAGGAUGACACGGGGCUCGUGUUGUUAUUUCUGUUGUGCAGUGUACAAGUACUAUUUUGGAGAGGGCUGGAGAGGAUUCGAUAUGGAUGAAUCUACCCAGCAAAUACCACUGUGGCCUCUGCGCCCAGUCACUGAGACCUGUAAAGAACCAAUACGUAGCGAGAAUGCAAGCUAGUUGACUGCUU